AUGAUUGAGGUUGUGUGUAACGACCAGCUGGGCAAAAAGGUCCGUGUGAAAUGCAACACGGAUGACACUAUAGGAGACCUGAAGAAACUGACUGCGGCUCAGACAGGCACCUGCUGGAACAAGAUUGUCCUUAAGAAAUGGUACACAAUCUUCAAGGACCAUGUUUCCCUGGGUGACUAUGAGAUCCAUGAUAGAAUGAACCUGGAGCUUUAUUAUCAGUAGGGGCAGCAGGCCUGCCGACUCUGCAACCCACCCCCAUUUUUUAAAGUCUCACUAAUAAAAAUAACUUAGAUGCUAAAAAAAAAAAAAA
Messenger RNA from Dromiciops gliroides (monito del monte), 310 nucleotides. Its product is annotated as ubiquitin-like protein 5. Gene Ontology annotation, cellular component: cytoplasm; nucleus. Gene Ontology annotation, biological process: mRNA splicing, via spliceosome; protein modification process. Gene Ontology annotation, molecular function: protein tag activity. Lineage: Eukaryota; Metazoa; Chordata; Mammalia; Microbiotheria; Microbiotheriidae. The transcript has a single exon. The record is from RefSeq and is a predicted model, not a curated record. The coding region runs from base 1 to 222 and encodes 73 amino acids.